Molecule: messenger RNA, 1850 nt
Organism: Lotus japonicus
Lineage: Eukaryota; Viridiplantae; Streptophyta; Magnoliopsida; Fabales; Fabaceae
Product: UBP1-associated protein 2C
Exons: 2
Coding region: 126-1508 (460 amino acids)
Molecular function (GO): RNA binding
Source: RefSeq, a predicted model, not a curated record
CAUCAAUAUCUUUAUUGAUAAAUCCUUCUUCAAACUCACUUUCACUCCCACUCAAUUUUCAGAGUGGAGCUCCACAAUAGGGAUUUAGGGUUAGGGUUUAACAAUUCCCCUUUCAUCUCCACUCCAUGGCCAUGAUGGAUCCCACCAAGAAGCGCAAGCUCGACGAAAACGGUUACGGCGUCGUCGGCGGCGGUGACAUCGACCACCUAAUCCUCUCCCCAUCAGAAGCCCGCAAGAUCAUCGAACGCUUCACCCAAGACCAACUCAUCGACAUCCUCCAAGACGCCGUCGUCCGCCACCCCGACGUCCUCGUCUCCGUCCGCGCCCUCGCCGACCCCGACGUCGCGCAGCGCAAGCUUUUCAUCCGCGGCCUCGGCUGGGACACCACCACCGACGGCCUCCGCUCUCUCUUCUCCGCCUACGGCGAGCUCGAAGAAGCCGUCGUUAUUCUCGAUAAAGUCACCGGGAAAUCGAAAGGGUACGGUUUCGUCACGUUCCGCCACGUCGACGGCGCGCUUCUUGCUCUCCGGGAGCCGAGUAAGAGGAUCGAUGGGCGCGUUACUGUCACGCAGCUUGCUGCUGCUGGGAACUCCGGGUCGAAUACCAAUGCUGCCGACGUCGCGCUUCGGAAGAUCUAUGUGGCGAAUGUGCCGCCGGAUCUCCCCGCUGAUAAGCUUCUGGCGCAUUUUUCGAUCUAUGGGGAGAUUGAAGAGGGGCCGUUGGGGUUUGAUAAGCUGACCGGGAAGUCGAAAGGGUUUGCGCUGUUUGUGUAUAAGAAUCCGGAGGGGGCGCAGGCGGCGCUUUUGGAUCCAAUGAAGACUGUGGAGGGGAGGCAGUUGAAUUGCAAGCUGGCUAUAACUGAUGGCGGGAAGCAAGGGAAGCGUGGCGGGGCUGGUGCUGGUGCGGCGGGACCGGAGGUGGCUCAGGGGCAUGGGAAUUCUCAUGGGCAUCAUGGGGAUGGGAUGGGGAUGGCUCCGGGUGGUGGGGCGGGUUCAGGUGCAGGGUCGCUUUCUGGUGGUCAGUAUGGUGGUCCGGUUGGGUUGGGUUCUUAUGGUGGAUUUGGUGGUGGGCUUCAGGGUCAGCCACCGAUAGGGAAUCAUGCUAUGAAUCCAUCGGUUGGUGGGGUUGGCAAUCAGGCGAACCAGUCAUCGUUGGGUGGUGGUACUGGCGCAUACGGUUUGGCUGCUCAUUAUGGGGGCUAUGGUGGGCUUGGAUCUACCGGUUUCGGUGGAUUGGGUGCUGCUUGUGCUGGUGCUGGUGGUUUUGGAGGUGGUGGUGGUGGUGGUGGUGCUGGUUCGGCAGCUGGUGCUGGUGCUCCUGGUGGACUUGGUGGUCCGGGUGGUGCGUAUAGGAGUUCAGCUGGAAUGCAAGCUGGUGGGUAUCCAGAGGGUGGGCACCACUACAGUUUAUCAGGUCCCGGCGGGUAUCACAAUCAGCAGCAUCAUCCUCCUACUGGGGCGUCACCUGUUCCUAGGGUUCCAUAUCCAAAUGCUCACCCUUACUAUUGAGGUGUUACAUCACUUAUUGGGCGCAGAUGCUUUGUGUGCUUCUGGUGAUUGCGUGAUUGCAGACUAUGUGCUCUGGUGUAAUGAAUAUGUUAGCCUGUAUUUUACAGCCUCUUGACUUCAUCUGCUCCCCCUUUAAGCUUUGAUUCAUAUGAUGUUAGUUAAAGCCAUUGAGAUAGAUUAGUUUUGUAAUUUUACCUGGAUCAUCUCGGCUGUUACAGCGUUUGUUUUGAUAAUAUAGUUCUGGGCUAUGAUGUUAUUUAUUAGCUGACUUUGUACUUAGUUACAUUUUUCUUUGGUUAUCAAUAUUUUCUAUUGCAGUGAUAUACUCUGCUCAUUCGAUGA